AUGGCGAAGGCAGCGCUAACAGCUCCAGAGUCCUUCCUGCAGAGGGGCGAGUCUCGCCUGUUCAACUCCGCCGACAUCGACGCCAUCAGCGCGUCCAAGAAGCACCAGUGCAUAGAGGCGGUGGCGAUGUUCACCACUGCCAAGGAGUUCCUGCAGCAGGUCGGCAGCCUCACGAAGGUUCAGAAGACCAUGCUCAUUGGCGACCUCGAGGUCAGGGCCGUCAUGACGAUCCAUGGGAAGAAGAGCAGGAGCCGCAAAACGUAUGAGUCGCUCCACGCCGUCGGCCAAGCGUUCUUGCAUGACCUGUACGCGCUGGUCCCCAGCACGAGGACGUUGGAGCCGCCGUGGAAGCUCGAGGAGAAGAAGGACUGCAGCCCGAAAGUGUCUCAGCUGAGGGAGUUCACCGAGAAGGGCCUUGGCCUGGUCGAGGUCAAGAAGCUGGGCUUCACCGAGGGCGCCACCGUUGAGCUGAAGGACGGCCCUGCGAUGAUGAUCAAGGGGAAGGUGCAGCGCUACUUGGUCGUGAAGCAGAUGAAGGACUGCCACGCGGAGCUGGACCAUGGCAUCGAGGGCGAGGUGCUGCUGCAGGUCCCGUUCGGGAAGUUGGCGGACGAGUGGAAGGUGGUCGUCGACGACAAAGUGCACACCAUCUCCAUGGAGAAGAUGGCAGACGCGCAGGAGCCCAUGCGGGCCCCCGCGAUACCCUGA
This is a messenger RNA of Prorocentrum cordatum, 708 nucleotides long. The record is from the annotation of a GenBank genome assembly. Lineage: Eukaryota; Dinophyceae; Prorocentrales; Prorocentraceae.